UCUAGCUCUUUCCAAACGCAACUCAAAGCACAAUUUAAACCGAUUUUAACACCAGCAACCGAUAACUCGACUGUUUUCCUCUUACUCGAUCCACUUUCUCCCUUCAUCGUGCACCCUUUCCUGGUCGUGCUUCACACCAACUGGUUUGCAGCCCCGAUCGCGCUCGUUGAUAAUUUUUCAAUAUUAAAAGCGUGCAGCUCCACUCAAAGAUAACUCGAAUACCCCAGCCCACCCAAUAUGUCUUUAUUUGCUAAGGUGUCCUCGGCCCGUGUGGCCAUGAGAAGUGCCCUCCUCUCCACCACGCUCAUCUCUACGCUCCGCGCCGCGCUUCCUGCGACGGUGAUCCCAGUGCGUACUGCAACCAAGAAAGCGGCCGGUUCGAGAACCUCGAUGAGGGAUUCCGCCGGUCGUCGUUUGGGGGUCAAGAAGCAGGACGGAACGUUGGUCAAGAUUGGCGACAUUAUCGUCAGACAGAGAGGGACCAGGUUCUUCCCCGGCGAGAACUGCAAGAUCGGGCGCGACCACACCAUUUAUGCGGUGGAGCCGGGUUACGUGCGCAUCUACCUCGAUCCGUUCCACCCAAAGCGCAGAUUGAUCGGCGUGGCGUUGGAGGAGCACUUGCUUUUGCCGACCCCGCACUUUGCGCCCCGCGUCAGGCGGUUUGGGUAUGCGCCAAUUGAGCGCGCGGUUGACGCGCAGGCCGAGGAAGCCAGAAUGCUCAAGCAGGAGGCACUCCAGUUACCUGAACAGUUAGCCGCCGAGGCUGCUAAGCGUGCACAAGACGCUGCGAGACAAAGCGUGCUCGCUCUGCAGAUCGUAGCCUUUGUCGAAUUGCCAGCUGAGGAGCAAACCCUCGCUGGCGCCAGAUUGCUCGCCAUCGAAAACCAGUUGCGCAAUGGGAGAGCUAUUGCUGAUGCCCAAUCCAUCACAUCCUUCGAUUACCACUUUGACAUCAGACACGAGGCCCGCAGAGCCGGAAUUGCGCCAGAGGAGACCGAACGCUUGUCACAGCAGUACCAGGAGAUGGCCUCGAAGGUCGAUGCCGCCGUUUCGUUCCACUCACUCACGUUUGACUUGAUUCCACACAUGAGCGCCACAGACAUGGAAGCUGCGAAGGCGCAGCUUGUUGAACAGUUGCGCGCGUGCGUCAAGACCAAGAAGGCCUUGAGCAAGGAUAUCGACGCCGCUGUCGUCUUUUCGGCUGAAGAGAGGGCCCUCUUGAAGAGAGACUACUUAUCCGAGGGUAUUGCCGGCUCCGUCAAGGUGUUCAACAAAGACACCAGAAAGGUUGAGGUCAUUGAUGCCGCCAAAUUGGGCUUUGUUCCAACUCUUUAAGGCCUGGGCCCCGUGUAUAUAGUAAACUAUUGAUAAACAGAAAAUUGUAAACGCCAAAGAGAUUCGAGUUGGACCCUUGUCAAGUAUCAAACAGGAAGCACUCGGGAGGUCCGCAGAUACUGUGCUCAAAGUACAUCGAUAUAGCUUACAAUCAUGCGUUAUAGGGUAUAAUAUUUACGUGGGGUUGGUCCAGCCCACCCCUGGAU
This is a messenger RNA of Babjeviella inositovora NRRL Y-12698, 1541 nucleotides long. It is a transcript of the gene MRP7, whose product is annotated as mitochondrial 54S ribosomal protein bL27m. Gene Ontology annotation, biological process: translation. The record is from RefSeq and is a predicted model, not a curated record. Gene Ontology annotation, cellular component: ribosome; mitochondrial large ribosomal subunit. The transcript has a single exon. The coding region runs from base 238 to 1335 and encodes 365 amino acids. Lineage: Eukaryota; Fungi; Ascomycota; Pichiomycetes; Serinales. Gene Ontology annotation, molecular function: structural constituent of ribosome.